Molecule: messenger RNA, 2013 nt
Organism: Monopterus albus (swamp eel)
Lineage: Eukaryota; Metazoa; Chordata; Actinopteri; Synbranchiformes; Synbranchidae
Product: extracellular calcium-sensing receptor-like
Exons: 7
Coding region: 1-2013 (670 amino acids)
Biological process (GO): G protein-coupled receptor signaling pathway
Cellular component (GO): plasma membrane
Molecular function (GO): G protein-coupled receptor activity
Source: RefSeq, a predicted model, not a curated record
AUGUCCACACAGAGGUGGCCUGAGUGGGGCUGGGCACUUUUACAGCUGUUGUUGGUGGUGUCUUUCUCUCAGGGAGAGGAGCUGGUGUGCCAACAAAGAGGGGAUCAGGAGAACCCAGAACUAUCUAAGGAUGGAGACAUUAUUCUGGGGGGAAUCUUCAAUUUUCACAGCUGGAAAGUCAGACAGGAUACCUACACACACAAACCCCUACCAAUGGAAUGCACCAGUUUGAAUUUCAGACAGUUCCAGUGUGCCCAGGCCAUGAUUUUUGCCCUUGAGGAGAUUAAUAACAGCACAGACCUACUACCUGGCAUCUCUCUGGGCUAUAAGAUGUAUGAUUCCUGUGGCUCUGCUGCCAGAAGUGUGAAGGUUGCACUGGCCUUGGCUAAUGGUAAUGAAGUUGUGUCUUCACCCAUCAAGGCACCAUGUACCAGACCUGGACAAGUGCAGGCCAUUAUGGGAGGGUCAUCUUCCUCUACUAGCAUGGCUAUAGCUGAUGUCGUUGGACCCUUUCAUUUUCCACUGAUCAGUGCCUUUGCCACCUGUGCUUGUCUCAGUGACAAAACCAAAUACCCAUCCUUCCUCAGAACAGUGCCCAGUGACUAUUAUCAGAGCAGAGCCCUGGCCCAGUUGGUCAAGCACUUUGGUUGGACUUGGGUUGGAGCAAUUAGAACCAAUGAUGAUUAUGGCAAUAAUGGCAUGGCUACAUUCACAGAAACUGCACAGCAGUUGGGCAUCUGUCUGGAGUAUUCUGUGUCUUUCUUUAGGACAGAUUCAUCAAAUAAAAUAAAAAAUGUAAUUGACAUUAUCAAGGCUUCCACCUCCAAGGUGAUUGUAGCUUUUGUUUUAGCCAUAGAUAUGGUUGUGCUAUUACAAGCGUUGUCUCAGCACAACUUGACUGGAUACCAGUGGGUAGGAAGUGAGGGAUGGAUCAUUGAUACCCGAACUGCAGAAAUGGAUACACAUCAUAUUCUGGAUGGUGCCAUAGGCCUGUUCAUCCCUAAAGCACAUGUUAGCAGCAUGAGAGAGUUCAUAUUAGAUGUGAAGACAUUCAAUUCCUCUAGUAACAAAUUGUUUACAGAGUUCUGGGAGACUUUAUUUAACUGUAAGUUCAAACAGUCAAACUCAUCAUCAGCAGAGAAUCAGAGAGAAUGUACUGGACAUGAAGAUCUGACUGGAGUGCAAAACAGCUUCCCUGAUAUGUCACUCAUGCCUACAUAUAACAAUAUUUAUAAAGGAGUGUAUGCUGUGGCACAUGCACUUCAUAUUAUUUUUGGUUGUAAUAAAACAUGUAACUACAAGGUGCAGAUGGAUCCACUCACGAUUUUACAGCACAUAAGAAAGAUUCAUUUCAAAACCAAGGAAGGAGAUGAGGUUUUCUUUAAUGAGAAAGGAGACCUACCAGCAAAGUAUGAAAUUAUAAACUGGCAGCCAACAGAAAAAGGCAUUGUGGACUUUGUCACAGUUGGUCUUUACGAUGCAUCUUUACCUGCAGACAAACAACUGAGUCUGCAACGUCAGUAUUUUAUUUGGACACAGAACUCAAAAGAGGUGCCUGUGUCAGUUUGCAGUGAGAAUUGUCCCCCAGGAACUCGGAAGGUUCUCCAGAAAGGAAAACCUGUCUGCUGCUAUGAUUGUAUCAGAUGUGCAGAGGGAGAAAUAAGUAACAUGACAGAUUCCAUCACCUGUGAGCGAUGCCACCUUGAGUCCUGGUCCAAUGAGAGAAAAGAUUCCUGUGUAAAGGAGGCAGAGUUUCUAUCAUAUGAAGAAAUUAUGGGAACACUGCUCACUGCAGCGGCCUUAUUUGGAACAUGCAUGACUGCUGUUGUGGCAGCCAUUUUCUUCACACACAGGACAACUCCUAUUGUCAGGGCCAACAACUCUGAGCUGAGCUUCCUGCUGCUCUUCUCCUUGAAUGUAGUGAUUGAGUAUUUGAUUGAAAGCUAUCAAGAUGCGAGUGAUGAUGAUGAUGAUGAUGAUGAUGAUGAUGAUGAGGAAGGGAAGGAGAACUGA